Exserohilum turcica Et28A is the source of this 579-nucleotide messenger RNA. RefSeq lists its product as uncharacterized. The coding region runs from base 1 to 579 and encodes 192 amino acids. The transcript has a single exon. Lineage: Eukaryota; Fungi; Ascomycota; Dothideomycetes; Pleosporales; Pleosporaceae. The record is from RefSeq and is a predicted model, not a curated record.
AUGCCCAAGGAUUCCUCAGGCGUGCGCCACACAGGUGCCCAGGGCCUGUUCGACGAUGUGGACGAGAUGGCGCAGAUAGCGCAAAUAGCGCAGAUAGCGCAGCGAGCGGCGGCAGCAAAUACAGACGCGUACGAGAUGCAUGGAGUACAGAGCCGGGCGCGACGAGACCAGUGGUACGCGGGAGACAAAGAAGCGACGGUUGGACGGCGGAUGGCUUGGGACUCGCGCGUGUCGCGGUUCUUCGGCAAGAUUACAGGCAAGAAAGCGGAGGACGACGACGAAGACGGCACAAAAGACCUGGUGGCCAAUAUGGUGGCCAUGGCGGGCGGUAUCGCGGCAGGCGUCGGCGGAGGCUCACAGCAAAACCACAACAGAGGCGGCGGCGGAAGCGUCAGUUAUAGCAUUGCGCGCGGGGCACACGGCCACGAGCACAUGUGUCGCGAGGGCGAGGUCGAGGCGCUGGAAAGCCCGUGGUUGAAGGAAUGCGGCAUGGUCAGGGUCAAGAGCAGCGUUCCCGGCGGUUGUCAGAUUGUGUCCAAGAAUAUGCUCCAGCGGGAUGAUGGAGGCGGGGGUUGGUAG